AUGUUGCUGAAUCGCCUCAAUAGUCACCUUCUUCCUCGUUCUUCCACUCGUCGUCUAUCGUCAACUUCCCGCCUUCCCUCAAGAGCCCAACUCCCCGCUUCACCGAGCAGUGAGGUGUAUUUUGAGGCGCCUCAAAAUACGUCUCUCCACUCGUCGUCUAUCGUCAACUUCCCGCCUUCCCUUAAAAGCCCAACUCCCCGCUUCACCUCCGCAACUUCACCUCCCCCCACCUUCCCCAACCGCUCUCUCCCUCCCCCCCCAUCUCCCCCCUCCCUCUUCUCCACUCCCCUCCAUCCUCCCCCAUUUCCCCCCUCCCUCUUCUCCACUUCCCCCCCCUUCCCCCCCCUUCCCCAGGUGUUUCUGUGCUACGGUUGGUUCAUAUUCGGUCCCGAUUUCCGUUCGCUGGUGAUCUCGUUCCUGCUCAUCCUUAUACCGGGGAUACUCUUCUGCGUCUUCGUGGCCGCGCAGCUUCCUGGGAAGAUUCCCGGAGGCAUCGUCGUGCUUCCCGUCGCGAUUUGCUACUUAGCAUGGAACCUCUUCAUUCUCGUCUUCACAGCGUGCAGAGACCCGGGUAUCGUGCCUCGCAACCUCGUCCCCCCAGACCCGGAUCCGGACAUGCUAGAAGCCAUGCGCCUGGAGGGGGCGGGGCUUGCCAUGGGGGGGCGGUUCAGCCUUCCCAGAACUAAAGACGUGGAGAUUAAUGGCUUCCGAGUGAAGGUUAAAUACUGCGACACGUGCCUGCUGUACAGACCCCCCCGCUGCUCCCACUGCAGCGUAUGCAACAACUGUGUGGAACGGUUUGAUCACCACUGCCCGUGGGUGGGGCAAUGCAUAGGCAAGCGCAACUACCGGUUCUUUUACAUGUUCACCGCCACCACAACACUUCUCUGCCUCUUCGUAUUCGCCAUCAGCGCGCUCCUCCUCGCCCUACUCGUGAAUAACACCUACGAGCCCGGAGGGCAGCCCAGAACGCUGUGGGAGGCCAUGGGGCAGGCGCCAGUGGCGGUGAUUCUCAUGGCGUAUACCUUCAUAGUGGUGUGGUUCGUGGGGGGGCUUACGGCCUUCCACACCUUUCUCUCAGCCACCAACCAGACCACGUAUGAGAAUUUCCGGAUGCGCUACAAGCGAAAGAACAACCCUUACGACCUCGGCAUUCCGCGCAACUUCCGGGAAAUUCUCUGCAGCCCGGUCCCGCCUUCCCAAAUCGACUUUCAAGCUGAGGCGCCCCGACCAGUCAAACCCCCUGGGGGCUCCUCCUCACACUCCGCUUCAUCUGCCACAGGCGCUGCCGCUGCCUCUGCCACUGUUACACCGGUUACCAUCUCAGACACGAUUGGUACCACUGCCAGCACCACUGCUGCUGCUGCUGGUGCUGCUGCUGGUGCUGCUGUUGCUACUGCUGCUGAUAGUGCUGCUGGUGGUUCUGCUGCGAGUGGAUGGAUGGCUAGCAGUGAGCCUAUCCGCAGUGAUGCGAUAGGAAGGGACGACAUGGGCAGCUCCUCAUCCGCGUUUGAAGCAGCAUAUGCCGCCCUGCUGUCACAGUACGCGUUGCAUGGGGAGGGGGAGGAGGGUGGGGAGGGUGGAAAAAGUGGGGAGGAUGGGGGAGGUGGUCGGGGUUGGGAGGGUGGUGUGAGCGAUGGGACUGAUAAGAGUAAGAAGGAGGAUGAGUCUUCUUCCUCUCCGGAUGUGCCUGUUGGCGCUACAUCAGCCGAGUCAAUACAAGCUGUGGGACCAGUAGGAGGGUAUGAGGCGAUACAAGCUGUAGGGCCAGUAGGAGGGUACGAGGCGAUACAAGCUGUGGGACCAGUAGGAGGGUAUGAGGCGAUACAAGCUGUGGGGCCAGUAGGAGGGUACGAGGCGAUACAAGCUGUGGGACCAGUAGGAGGGUAUGAGGCGAUACAAGCUGUGGGGCCAGUAGGAGGGUACGAGGCGAUACAAGCUGUGGGACCAGUAGGAGGGUAUGAGGCGAUACAAGCUGUGGGGCCAGUAGGAGGGUACGAGGCGAUACAAGCUAUAGGACCAGUAGGAGGGUACGACGCGAUACAAGCUGUGGUACCAGUUACUGCCUCGCACGCUCCUGCUCUGCCAUCCUCUCCCCCACCCUCCUCUGACCCUGCUGCUGCUUCUGCACCACCCACCACUCACCCCAUUGACCUCGCCCCGACCCUCUUCCCGAACCUCCUGCCAACCCUGUUCCCGACCCUCCUCUCGCCCAACCUCACGACAUGCUUCCCCGACCCCAAGGCCUGGCUCCUGCCAUCCCUCCCCGCCUAG
Closterium sp. Naga37s-1 is the source of this 2274-nucleotide messenger RNA. The record is from the annotation of a GenBank genome assembly. NCBI's taxonomy places the organism in Eukaryota, Viridiplantae, Streptophyta, Zygnematophyceae, Desmidiales, Closteriaceae.